AUGGCCGACAACACUACCCCCGAGGUAGAUCUCGACAACGUCAUCGACCGUCUCCUAGAGGUACGAGGCUCGCGUCCAGGCAAGCCUGUCCACCUUGAAGAGUACGAAAUCAAGUAUCUCUGCUUGAAGGCGAGGGACAUCUUCAUCAACCAGCCCAUCCUCCUCGAGCUCGAGGCACCCAUCAAGAUCUGCGGUGACAUUCAUGGGCAAUACUACGAUUUGUUACGCUUGUUUGAGUACGGUGGCUUCCCGCCCGAGGCGAAUUACCUCUUCCUUGGUGACUACGUCGACCGUGGCAAGCAGUCGCUCGAGACCAUCUGCCUCUUGCUCGCAUACAAGAUCAAGUACCCCGAAAACUUCUUCAUCCUCCGUGGCAAUCACGAGUGCGCCAGCAUCAACCGAAUCUACGGCUUCUACGACGAGUGCAAACGCCGCUUCAACAUCAAGCUCUGGAAGACAUUUACCGACUGCUUCAACUGCCUCCCCAUCGCCGCCAUCAUUGACGAGAAGAUCUUCACCAUGCACGGCGGCCUUUCGCCCGACCUGCAGAGCAUGGAGCAGAUCCGCCGCGUCAUGCGACCCACCGACGUGCCAGACACAGGCUUGCUCUGCGACUUGCUCUGGUCGGAUCCCGACAAAGACAUUUCCGGCUGGUCCGAAAACGAUCGUGGUGUCUCUUUCACUUUCGGUCCCGAUGUGGUGUCUCGGUUCUUGCAAAAACACGACAUGGACCUCAUCUGCCGAGCGCAUCAGGUCGUCGAGGAUGGCUAUGAAUUUUUUGCAAAGCGUCAGCUCGUCACGCUGUUUUCCGCACCCAACUAUUGCGGAGAGUUCGACAAUGCCGGUGCUAUGAUGAGCGUCGACGAGACGCUGCUCUGUUCGUUCCAAAUCCUCAAGCCAGCAGAGAAGAAGCAAAAAUACGCCUACGGCGGCAUCAACAUGGGCCGUCCGGUCACGCCACCCAGGAAGCAGAAGAAGAAGUCGGAUGGCAAGUGA
Molecule: messenger RNA, 996 nt
Organism: Sporisorium graminicola
Lineage: Eukaryota; Fungi; Basidiomycota; Ustilaginomycetes; Ustilaginales; Ustilaginaceae
Exons: 1
Coding region: 1-996 (331 amino acids)
Cellular component (GO): nucleus; cytoplasm
Molecular function (GO): protein serine/threonine phosphatase activity
Source: RefSeq, a predicted model, not a curated record